CGCCCGCCGCGCGAUCGCCGUCAAGAAGUUCACCAAGAUGGCGUGGCCCGACCCCAAGCAGUUCGCGGAGGAGGCCAGGGGCGUGGGCAAGCUCAGCCACCGGCGGCUCGCCAACCUCAUCGGAUACUGCUGCGACGGGGACGAGCGCCUGCUCGUCGCCGAGUUCAUGCCCAACGACACCCUCGCCAAGCACCUCUUCCACUGGGAAAAUCAGACUAUUGAAUGGGCAAUGCGUCUUAGAGUUCCGUACCACAUUGCUGAAGCGCUGGACUAUUGCAGCAGCGAGGGUAGACCAUUAUAUCAUGACCUAAAUGCUUAUAGGGUUCUUUUUGAUGAGAAUGGUGAUCCUCGUCUUUCAUGCUUCGGUUUGAUGAAAAACAGCAGAGAUGGGAAAAGUUAUAGCACAAACCUUGCAUACACUCCUCCGGAAUACUUGAGAAAUGGAAGAGUCACACCGGAAAGUGUCAUAUUCAGCUUUGGCACUGUACUACUCGACCUUCUAAGUGGAAAACGCAUACCUCCUUCACAUGCUCUUGAUAUGAUGCGAGGCAACAAUCUCCAAGUGUUGAUGGAUUCACAUUUGGAAGGGAACUACUCGACAGAAGAGGCAACUGCUUUGGUAGAUCUUGCCACCCAGUGUUUGCAGUAUGAACCUAGGGACCGCCCAAAUACAAAAAAGCUGGUCACCAUACUUGAGCCCCUGCAAACAAAACUAGAGGUACCAUCCUACGAAAUGCUUGGUAUUCCAAAGAUUGAGGAAGAAGCACCACCUUCACCACCUCCACCACCUCCUGCUCCACAACACCCUGUUUCUCCUUUGGCUGAAGCCUGUUCUAGGAUGGACCUGACAGCUAUUCAACAGAUUCUUUUAACAACACACUAUAGAGAUGAUGAAGGCAGUAAUGAGCUUUCAUUCCAGGAAUGGACACAGCAGAUGAGGGACAUGUUGGACGCCCGGAAACGUGGGGAUUUAGCUUUUCGUGACAAAGAUUUUAAGACGGCCAUAGAAUGUUAUACACAGUUUGCUGAUGUGGGGACAAUGGUAUCACCUACAGUGUUUGCUAGAAGGAGCUUAUGCCACCUCAUGUGUGACCAGCCUGAUGCUGCCCUCCGAGAUGCGAUGCAAGCGCAGUGCAUAUUACCUGACUGGCCAACCGCAUUCUAUAUGCAAGCUGUUGCACUUUCAAAGUUAAACAUGCAGAGCGAUGCUAAGGACAUGCUGAGUGAAGCUUCGCAGCUAGAAGAGAAGAAGCAAAAGAACCCAAGAUGAUUUUCAGAGUGUUGUUGUUGUAAAGAUGCGUCAGUUCAGUCUCUUCUACGGCUCAAAUGUUUAUGUUGAGACGUGCUAUUCCUGUCCUUGGGAAAAAAUUGUGACAAAUUCCGGGUUGAGUUAGGGAGAAAAUUUGGAGGAAAAGUGCUGUAGAGUCAUGUGGCUGUGAGUAUCUAUUUGGUUUGGCAAUUCUGUGAUGCAUUUUUUGGGCGCAUGUAUAUGUAACAUUUUUAAAGGUUACAGGAAUGGUGCAAGGGAAUAUAUGGUUGAUAAUACUAGAGCUUGAGCUAAUGCUCUAGCUUUUAACUAAUCAAAACCAUGGAUUUCCUU
Messenger RNA from Lolium rigidum, 1600 nucleotides. Its product is annotated as serine/threonine-protein kinase BSK1-2-like. NCBI's taxonomy places the organism in Eukaryota, Viridiplantae, Streptophyta, Magnoliopsida, Poales, Poaceae. Gene Ontology annotation, molecular function: protein kinase activity; ATP binding; protein binding. Gene Ontology annotation, biological process: brassinosteroid mediated signaling pathway; protein phosphorylation. The record is from RefSeq and is a predicted model, not a curated record.